UGGCGCUGCUAGAUGUAACCAGUGAGCACUGAACGGCUGCGUCAGAGGUUGUGUUGUGACGUUGCAGUUCUCGGGGCCGUUCGGAAGCAUUCGGAAGAGUUCGCUGGUUGCGUGAACAUCAUGGCGUCAGGAGCAGGAGAUUCGUCAAGCGGACACGACGCAGAAUUGGACGAAUUACUGGACAGUGCGUUGGAUGAUUUUGAUAAAGCGUCUGCUGCUUCAGCGCCUGAACCUGCAGCUGCUUCAUCUUCUGUUAGUAGCGGGGCAGAAAAGCCUCCUCUAUUAGAGGAUAGCAAACUUUUUGAGAACCUGUUUGAGGGGGACAUGGCGGCCCAGGCCAGGGAAGAGUUUGAGAAAGCCAUGUCUGAACUCGCUGAGGAGGAAUCAGAACUCCUGCAGCACUUCCACAAACUCUCAGAGGCUGCAGGAAAAGUUGGCACUGAUACUGCCUCCCAGCAAGAGUUCACCUCCUGUCUUAAAGAAACUCUUCGUGGCCUGGCCAAGAAUGCAGACAACCUGCAGUCGUCUGGUUUGGCUGGAGAUGACCUGGUGAAAGCUCUGGAGGGUUUGGGGCUUGAAGAAGGCAGCGACGGAGGAGGUGAAGAUGGAAACAUCCUCCCCAUCAUGCAGUCCAUCAUGCAGAAUCUCCUCUCUAAAGAUGUCCUCUAUCCGUCUCUCAAAGAGAUCACCUCCAAGUAUCCAGAGUGGCUGGAAACAAACAAGUCAACCCUCAGUGCUGAGGAUCACCAGCGCUACCAGCAGCAGGCGAAGAUCAUGGGAGACAUCUGUAAGCUGUUUGAGAACGAGGAACAGGAGGCAGAGGAUAAAGAGCGGACGUUCGAGAGCAUCAUGGAUCUGAUGCAAAAGCUGCAGGAUCUUGGCCAGCCACCUAAAGAGUUGGCAGGCGACACGCCUUCCGGCUUUGCCUUUGACAUGGACUCCCUCAACCUGCCGGGAGUGGGCGGGGCCGGGGCAGCGGAGCAAUGCUCCGUCAUGUGAUGAAGUGGUGCGGCGGUCCGUCUGAAGAUCUGAAGCCAAACGGUUCCUCUGUGUGUGUUUCAGCAGCAGGGAGGACUUUAGAGAGUGAAAUGCGGGUCAGGAAGGAGUGAGAUCAGAACGCAGGUUCUGUUCAUAGAAAGGUGUGUGUGUAAAAACAACUGAACGGAAACACCCAGAAGGAAACCCAAACACUCUCUAACACCAUCAAAGGUAUUUGUGAUAGUUAGCGGUUGCAGAAACUCCUCCGCGGUUAAUUUUAACAGGAUUUUCUGGAGAAGAAAUGAGCUCAGCUGUUCUCCAGGUUGAUUUUACUGACUGAUUAGCCUCGUGGUGAAUUCUCUCCUGACACCUUGCAGGUUUGAAUGGUGCCUUUUCAAAAGCAGCUAGAGUUCAGUUUUUAGCUCUUCUGCUGCUAUUCAGCUGGCUAAUUCAGUCAUAGUUUUAAUAAUGAGAUAAAGAUGUGGUAGUCUUGAUCAACAAAAUUCUCUUUUUUUGUUUAAAACUUUAAAAAUAAUUAGCUUGCAAGGAACUAAACAAGAUCCAUUCCCCUCCUGUUAUUCCCAUUCCCAGGUUUUGAUGUGAAGUGACGGACCCGAUUCCUGAAUGGCUUUGCUGUGGUUACAGUGAUCAUUAGAGUGUUGAAUUACAGUACUAAGUGCUUCCUGUGUGAUUCCCUGUGUCUUUUAACAUGCAGGAAAAAAACAAAACGACCACAGUGGGAUGUUUGGUAACGCAUCAAUGCCCUGAUGUUUGCCCUUUUUGGUUUGUUUAUUCCAGCGAGCCACUUUUCAUCAGUGACUCUUUGCCUCGUAGACAACACUUUUCCUCUGUAACAAUAGAGAGAGGUCCAGAAAUAACACGGCCAUCUGCCCAUCUGUAACUGCACAAUAAAGGGGUACUGUCAAAGGAUUUAGUUAUGCACUGAACAGACAUCAGAGGUCCAUCAGAAGCAGCUGAAUGAAAAGCUGCUGUGGAGGUUUGAUCACAUGGUUUGGGGUUAAAGCUAAUCAGCUCUUAGGGCAGACCCUGAAAAUAAACAAAAUGCAACCUGUUAUGACACUACUGUGUUUUGUAAAUGUAAUAAAACAUUGAUAUGUGUAUA
Messenger RNA from Gambusia affinis (western mosquitofish), 2101 nucleotides. RefSeq names its product peroxisomal biogenesis factor 19 (gene pex19). The record is from RefSeq and is a predicted model, not a curated record. NCBI's taxonomy places the organism in Eukaryota, Metazoa, Chordata, Actinopteri, Cyprinodontiformes, Poeciliidae. The transcript has 8 exons. Gene Ontology annotation, cellular component: peroxisomal membrane; peroxisome. Gene Ontology annotation, biological process: protein import into peroxisome membrane. Bases 121 to 999 code for a protein of 292 amino acids.